Messenger RNA from Micromonas commoda, 549 nucleotides. RefSeq lists its product with no specific name. NCBI's taxonomy places the organism in Eukaryota, Viridiplantae, Chlorophyta, Mamiellophyceae, Mamiellales, Mamiellaceae. Bases 1 to 549 code for a protein of 182 amino acids. The transcript has a single exon. The record is from RefSeq and is a predicted model, not a curated record.
AUGGUGCGGCUCGACGAGCUCGACGAGACCGUCGCGCCCGCGCAGCUUCAACUGCACGCGUCGCCCGUCACCGCCGUCCCCGGCCUGUGGCUGGCGAGCCGCGACGCGUGCGCGACGCCCGCGGCGGCGGCGCAGCUGGAGUCCGCCGGGGUGAGCUCGAUCCUGGUCUUCGGGCCCACCGGACGGUGGGUCGACGACGACGUCUUCGGCGGGGACGGACGCGUCCACGUCUACGCGCGCGCGACGAACGGCGCGCUCAUCACCAACCUGAAGGACGCCUGCGACUUCCUCGCGCGCGCCCUCCCAGGCGGCGUCGCGUGCGUCAGCGACGAACGAGGCGACGACGGUGACGCAUCGGGGGGCGGGGACGGGGAGCCCGGCGCGGCGUUCGUGUGCGCCGCGUACAUGAUCGUGGCGAAGGGGAUGGGCGCGCAGGAGGCGGCGGAUGCGGUGGAGACGAGCAGGCCGGGAUGCGGGCUCAGAGCCCACGACGAGUUCAUGAAGAACCUGAGGUUCCUGCAGAGGAACGGCAUACCCGAUUGGGCCUAG